ACUGCCUCUGUGUGAAGCAGAGGGAAAAGGACUCCGUGUGAGUGGCCAUAGCAGAUAAGAGCCCAGACCUCCCCACACACCUCCACCACACACCAGAUUGCUGCAGAAGGUUGGGGCAGCCCAUUGCCACCACACAACUACUUCCAAGGCAAUGAAUGCUGGCUGGAGUCAGAGCUCCUUAAGCACAUUAAGAAAGUAAUUGCAAGUGCCAGCACCUGUGUCAGAAGGCUUUCCUAUUAGAGCUGACUGCAGGAGGCUGCUGCUCUGAGUGCUUUGGAGGGGGCUGGAAAGCCUCGAGGCAGGUGGAGCUGCUCAGAAGACAACACGUGGCUGACCUUGCUGCCUUGCCUGGGGGAGCUGCUGCUGUGUCCUUGCUGAUGAGCAUUGCUGGCAACCUGCCUGUUGUUUCCAGGAGCUUGUGCAGUGUGUUGGCUGCUGCUGCUCUGUGACAUCCCCGACCCCAUGGGGCUGGCCGUGGAGAUGCGAGCAGGGCAGGUGCUGCUGGUGCUGUUGGCUGCCUCUGUGGUGAUGCCUGCCAAGGACCCGCUGCUGAACGUCUGCAUGGAUGCCAAGCACCACAAAACCAAGCCUGGCCCGGAGGGGAUGCUGCAUGGCCAGUGUGCUCCCUGGAAGGACAACGCCUGCUGCACAGCCAACACCAGCUCAGAAGCCCACAAGGACCAAUCCUACCUGUACAACUUCAACUGGAACCACUGUGGGGUGAUGCCACCCAAGUGCAAGCGUCACUUCAUCCAGGACACGUGCUUGUACGAGUGCUCACCCAACCUGGGGCCGUGGAUUGACCAGGCUGACAGCAGCUGGCGGCGGGAGAGGAUUCUGCAUGUGCCACUGUGCAAAGAGGACUGCGAGGAAUGGUGGGAGGACUGCAAGGACUACGUCACGUGCAAAGAGAACUGGCACAAGGGCUGGAAUUGGGCAACAGGAACGAAUCGCUGUCCCUGGGGCUCCAUGUGCAGACCCUUCACCCAGGUCUUCCCCAGACCCAAAGAUCUGUGCGAGAAGAUCUGGUCCAACUCCUACAAAUACACCACAGAACGCCGGGGCAGCGGGCGCUGCAUCCAGAUGUGGUUUGACCCCACGCAGGGGAACCCCAACGUGGUUGUGGCCAAGUACUACGCCUGGAGGAAGCGAUCCGCUCCUGCCAGCAUGCAGGACGUGACUCCUGAGACAGGCAGAGCUGCGUGCGCCGUGCCAUGGCUCAUCCUGCUGCUGGGCCUUGUGCUGCUCACUGCAGGCUGGGAUUCCCAUGGCUGGAGGUCCCUGUGACAGCUCCCCGAAGGGAUGCGGCUUCUCUUUCUGUGAAGGAGGCUGUUCCUGUGGCAUGAGUGGCAGUCAGUCUGUUCAAUUCGCUCGUGUGUCCCAGUGGAUGCUCAGCAUGGACUAUGCUGUUGGACUUUGUCUGCUGCUGCCUCCAGCUGAUGGAGGCAGUGAUUUCCCAUCCUUUGUGUCUGAGCUCCUUCUGUCUUCCUCCCCUGCCUUUGCUGCCUCCUGCCCAUAGGGCAGGUGUUGAUGUCUGUGCUCUGGGUGGGUGUAGUGUUUGUUCGUGAUCCUUUUCUGAGCACCGCAUCCCUGGAGAGUGGAGUUGGUAAUAAAAGAACUGCUCUGAAUCA
Molecule: messenger RNA, 1631 nt
Organism: Lagopus muta (rock ptarmigan)
Lineage: Eukaryota; Metazoa; Chordata; Aves; Galliformes; Phasianidae
Product: folate receptor gamma-like
Exons: 5
Coding region: 463-1287 (274 amino acids)
Cellular component (GO): external side of plasma membrane
Molecular function (GO): signaling receptor activity
Source: RefSeq, a predicted model, not a curated record